Arctia plantaginis is the source of this 552-nucleotide messenger RNA. NCBI's taxonomy places the organism in Eukaryota, Metazoa, Arthropoda, Insecta, Lepidoptera, Erebidae. The record is from the annotation of a GenBank genome assembly.
AUGGUCUCAGACUUCAGAAAGAAGAAACUCCUUCACGUCUUCACCGCUUUCUUUGACACCAAUGGAAGUGGAAGUAUCGAUAAGCAGGACUUUGACCUAGCCAUCGAGAGGAUAGGUAAGCUCAGAGGAUGGUCUGCAGGCGAUGCGAAGUACAAAGCAGUUGAAACAACUCUUAACAAGAUCUGGGAAGGACUCCAAUCCGGCGCUGAUGCCAACAAAGAUGGUCAAGUAACUCAAGACGAAUGGCUCAGCUUGUGGGAAUCAUUUGCUAAGAACCCCUCUGCUGCUGAAGAAUGGCAGAAACUGUACUGCAAAUUCAUCUUUGAACUUGAGGAUUCCAGCGACGAUGGAUCUAUUGAUAGUGAUGAAUUUUCGUCAGUGUACGCUUCCUUUGGACUGAACAAGGAUGAAGCGGUAGCAGCUUUCCAGAAGAUGGCUCAGGGCAAGUCUUCCGUAUCCUGGAGCGAAUUCCAACAGUUGUGGAAGGAGUAUUUCUCGUCUGAAGAUGUUAAUGCACCAGGAAACUGCAUCUUUGGCAAGACUAGUUACUAA